Sitophilus oryzae (rice weevil) is the source of this 2501-nucleotide messenger RNA. RefSeq lists its product as uncharacterized. NCBI's taxonomy places the organism in Eukaryota, Metazoa, Arthropoda, Insecta, Coleoptera, Curculionidae. The record is from RefSeq and is a predicted model, not a curated record. Bases 890 to 2161 code for a protein of 423 amino acids. The transcript has 2 exons.
AUCUUUAAAGCAUUGGACGUUGUAAAAAGUAAUACACAAUGCAAUGUUAACGAAGCGCCAGUUAAAAAUAGCGUAUAUAAAAAACCAUUUAGCGACAAUCCGGAUUUCAAUGCAACCUUAAAAAAUAAUGAUAGUUAUAACUUAGAUCUAUCGAAAACCAUUGAAGAAGCCGAAAUUAUAUUUUUAAACAAUGGUGGUAAGUAAUCAUUAAACCUCUAUGUAGCUAAACAAACUUGGCAUCUAAUUGUAGAUGUACCAAUAAGCGAACUUAUGGUUGCAUCCAAUAAUGCUGAAUGUAUAUUAUCUGAGGAACAAGAAAUUCAAAUGCUGGUAAAGGACAGAAGGGAAGAAACAUUAGCUUCAGUGGACUUCAAUAUGGAAGUUGACCGGAUAUUUAAUGAAAUACCUUCCUGUUCAGCAGUACAACCUAGUAGAUCUGAGGUAACUAUCAAUAUUCACGAGACACUGAUUAAGGAAAACAUUUAUGGAGAAACGGAUAAUAACGAUCCCGAUUUUAAUCCAGCCUUAAAAAAUUAGGAUACCUCUGACUCAGAAGAUGACCCUAUUGCCGUGCCAAGUAAUUUACCGGACGACAACAUAUUGGAAGAUGAAAACCCAAGACGAAAACGAUCAACAAAAUACGAAGUAAACAGAAACGAAUGGUAUGAAAAUAGAAACCGAAUAAAUAGAGAAAAAGGAAAAUCCUAUUUAGGGAAAAAAAAGGAAGUGGAGGUAUGAUACUGUACAGGAACCAAGAUUACUAAAAGAGGCCUGUAACUGUAAACUAAGUGCAAAUCCAAAAUGUAUUUUGAAAUGUAGACAGAUAGCGGAAAAUGAGAGAGAAAUUAUUUUUACGCAGUUCUGGAAAUAUACUUGGGCAGAAAAGAAGAUGUUCGUAAAAAACCAUGUGUCCGUAGAAACCACUAGUAGAAAGAGAGGAUAUAGAGAAGUUUCUAGAAGAUCAUAUUCGCAUAAUUUUUUUUUGGGCAAGGCCAGACUAAGGAUGUGUAAAGUAAUGUUUCUUAACACAUUAGGGGUGAACGAGUGGGUUAUAAAAAAGUGGACAAAAAAUAGCGACCAAGUCCAUUUUAACCAGACUGAAAUACCUGAUAAAAUUAAUAUUUCUGUUCGUUUGCUGCAUGAGUUUUUUGAAACUCUACCAAAGUUAGAGUCGCAUUACUGUAGGGCUUCUACCGCUAAGCUCUAUUUAGAACCUAUUUGGAAUUCUAAAGCCCAUUUAUAUAAGGUUUAUAAAAACGACUACUGCAAAACACGUAAUGAAAAAUCUGUAUCAAUUGCCACUUUUCAUAAGGAAUUUGACAAAAAAAGGUUGUCGCUUUAUAAACCAAAAAAAGAUCUAUGCGACUGUUGUGUCGCUUAUCAAACAGGCAAUUUAACAGAAGAAAAGUACAAUGAACACAUAACAUUGAAAAAUGAAGCAAGAAACGAAAAGAGUGCAGAUAAAGAGUCUCAAGAUGAAGUCUUAGCAAUGGAUCUCCAAUCGGUUUUGCUCUCUCCAAAAUCUAAUGUUUCUUCGCUUUAUUACAAGACCAAAUUAAUCGUUCAUAAUUUCACAAUAUUUGACGUCAAGCGCAAACAAGGUUAUUGCUACCUGUGGAAUGAGUCUGAAGGCGGAUUAACAAGUAACGAAUUUUCAAGCAUCAUAAUUCAUUUUCUGAAGGGACAUCUAGAACAAUAUCAAUUAGAAAAUCAAAAUGAAAUUAAAAUUAUAUUAUGGAGUGACGGGUGUGGAUACCAGAACAGAAACACAACUUUAUCAAAUGGUCUGUUUAAUUUUGCACUGGAAAAGAAUGUAACUGUGGUACAAAAAUAUUUACAUAAGGGCCAUACACAAAUGGAAGUGGACAGCGUUCACUCUGUUAUCGAAAGAAAGAUCCGAAACAAGAAAAUCAAUAUUCCCGCAGAUUACGUAUUUAUUUGUAAAACAGCAUGUCAAAAAACUCCUUACAAAGUUGAGUACCUUAUGCACGACUUCUUUAAAAAAUAUGAUGAACUAAAAUAUUUCAAAUCCAUUCGACCAGAAAUAAUCGCUGGAGCACCAUUAGUAAACGAUAUAAAAGCCUUGAAGUACUCAAAUGAUGGAGUUUUUUUAAACUUCGUCAUUCAGAAAAAGAUUGGCAAGCUCUUCCAACAAGGUUGAACAUAAAAUCUAUUAAGGCAACUAAUAUAGAUAACUUACCGAUACUACACAAAAAUAGGCUAAAAAUUAAAGCAGAAAAAUAUGGACACCUCCAACAGCUUAAGUUAAGCAUGGAAAGCGAUUAUCACGAUUUCUAUAAUAAUCUACCUCAUGAUUAAUCUUUUUUAAAUUAAGUUCUUAAAUGUUCUACUUUUAUAAAUAAAAAUAUUUUCAUAUUCAUUUUCUUAUUAUUUUAUUGCUAUAGCUUUAUUGGUAAGAAAAAUGCCUAUCUCCAAUUUUUAAAUUAAAAUAUAAAAAAGAAAAUUACCUAUCUCCAUUUUUUAUAAAAAUUAAUGAUUAA